Nicotiana tabacum (common tobacco) is the source of this 1103-nucleotide messenger RNA. RefSeq names its product eukaryotic translation initiation factor 3 subunit D. Gene Ontology annotation, cellular component: cytoplasm; eukaryotic translation initiation factor 3 complex. Gene Ontology annotation, molecular function: translation initiation factor activity. Gene Ontology annotation, biological process: translational initiation. Lineage: Eukaryota; Viridiplantae; Streptophyta; Magnoliopsida; Solanales; Solanaceae. The record is from RefSeq and is a predicted model, not a curated record.
UAAUUCGGCUCAUUCGUUGAGUGUUGAGGCUGCUUAUAUCAAUCAGAAUUUCUCGCAACAGGUGCUGAUAAGAGAUGGGAAGAAGUUGAAUUAUGAUGAGCCUAACCCGUUUGCGACUGAAGGGGAAGAGGUGGCGUCGGUUGGUUACAGGUACAGGAGGUGGAAGUUGGAUGAUGAUACCUUUUUGGUGGCGCGAUGUGAAGUACAGAGUGUGGUGGAAGUGAACAAUCAGAGAUCAUUCUUGACUCUGAAUGCGCUGAAUGAGUUUGACCCUAAGUACUCGGGGGUUGAUUGGAGGCAGAAGCUCGAGACACAAAGGGGUGCUGUGUUAGCUACUGAGUUGAAGAAUAACGCGAAUAAGCUCGCGAAAUGGACUGCACAAGCUCUGCUAGCUAAUGCUGAUAUGAUGAAAUUGGGUUAUGUAUCAAGAGUCCAUCCUAGGGAUCAUUUUAACCAUGUAAUAUUAGCUGUUGUUGGAUAUAAGCCUAAGGACUUUGCUGCACAAAUCAAUUUGAACACAUCAAACAUGUGGGGUAUUGUGAAAAGUAUUGUGGACUUGUGUAUGAAGUUGAAUGAAGGGAAAUAUGUGCUUGUUAAGGACCCAACCAAGCCACAGGUUAGGAUUUAUGAAGUCCCUCCAGAUGCAUUUGAGAAUGACUAUGUUGAGGAGCCAUUGCCAGAAGACGAACAGGUUCAGCCUCCUACAGAGGAUGCGCAAGGUGCUGAGACAAAUGGGGCUGCAAAUGAAGUAGAGGACAAGGAAAUUAGCACUGAAGCUGCAUAAGGGUUGUCCGGGAAUAAAGUGAUACUGGUUGGAACCUCUUUUAGAUCUUGAGCUUUCUCUUGUCAACAGCUUUGUGUGGUGAAUGUGCUCUUGUGUCUUUCCAAACAGAUUAGAAACAAGGCAUCUUGUUGAGAGCUUUGUACCAUCUUAACGAACUUGUCCGGCUUCCUUUCUCCCACCUACUGUAGUGGUUUUGAUGAUUAUGGACCUUUGUCAAGGCUAAUUUUGUGAUAGGUUUCUCUUUUAGUUGGAUGUUUUUAAGAAAAGUCUUUUCAUUUUAUCUGGUGCUGUGGUGUAAUACAUCAUUAACUUUUUAGCC